AUGGCCCCAAAGACGAAGGGCAAGAAGGGCAAGAAGACGGACGACGACUUCUGGGAAAAGGCUGGUGAAUCAGUCGCUAACAACAAUGUGGCGAACGGGGCAGAUGACGAUGUGGACGAUGCUCCUCCAGUCAAGCCGAAGUUCUCAGCUUUCGCAGCCCUAGGAGUCGAGGAUACUGGCGCAGAGCCCGAGGAAGAGGAAGACUUCGGAGGCCUGAUGUCGGCUCUCAAGGCCUCAGCGAAUAAGAAGAAAGAUAAGAAGGACAAGAAGAAGAAAAAGGCCGACUUCGACGACGAUGUGUAUGAGAAUAAUGAGCCAGUCGCCGAACCAGUACAGCCAAAAGGUCCCAUCGAGGUGACAGCCGAAGAUCUAGCCGACGAGGAGUGGGGUCCAGUCAAAGACAAGAAGGGGAAGAAGGGCAAGGGGAAGAAGGCGAAGGAGGAUAUAUCAGCAGCGCCAGCCGAAGACGCCGUUGAGACUCCGUCUGCUGCGCCCGCUGCCGCCUCUGCUGGCGGCGAAGAUGACGAAGAGCCUGGAAUAAAGGUGCUAUCCAAGAAGGAGAAAGAGAAGCUGAAGAAGGAGCGCGAAAAGGCCAAAAAGAAAGCACAGGCUGCCGCUAAGAAGACUGCUGAAGGAGGAGACGCGCCACCUGCGCCUGAACCACCCGAAGAGGCGGCAGGCGGUGGCAAAAAUGAUAAGAAAAAGAAGAAAAAGAAAGCAAAGAAAGAGGAGGAUGCCCCCGCCCCCGCUGCGGCAGCGGCAGCGGGCAAGAAGAAGGGCGGUAUUAGUGCCUUGAAAGCAUUGAUGGAAGAGAAGAAACGGUUAGAGGAGGAAGCUAAGCGUCGCGAAGAAGAGGAAAGGCUGAGGAUUGAGGAAGAGGAGCGCCAGGCAGCUGAAGAAGAACGGAAGAAGGAAGAAGAAAAGCAACGGCGCAAGGAGAAGGAGAAGGCGAAACGCGAGGUUGCUCGCAAAGAAGGUCGCUUACUUACCAAAAAACAGAAGGAGGAGCGUGCAAUGGCCGAACUGCGCAAAAAGGCACUCCUUCAGUCUGGCGUGCAGAUCGAAGGACUUCAACAGGCAACGGGUAACGGUGCUCCUUCAAAGAAAGUGGUCUACGGCAAUCGCAAGAAGAAGGGACCAGCUGCGAAAGACAUCACCAAGGAGGCGUCUCCAGCUCCUGUAUCUCGGCCUGAGACUCCAGAUUCUACGGCCACACCGCCGCCUCAAACUCCGAAAGAGGGAUCUGUUGCCGACGAUGAGGUUAAGGAUGACUGGGAUGCGAGCAGUGAAGAUGAGUCCAAAGCUGCACCUAAGGCCGAAGGGAUCAAGGAUUCUUGGGAUGCUUCCAGCGAUGACGAAGAUAGCAAAGCACCUCCGCCCCCACCGAAACCCCUGGAAGAGGAGGAGGAAGAGGAGGAAGAGGAAAGCUCGGAGGAAGAGUCUUCAGAGGAGGACUCUGAUUCUGAGGACGACUCUGACUCCGACGAUUCUUCUGACGAUGAAUUGACCCAGGCACAGAAGGUGACUGCUCAGCGCAAGGCAGAGGCUGCUGAGCGUCGUGCCAAGGCCCAUGAAGCUGCUCUGGCCGCGAGGAGUAAAGAUAAUCUUCGCAGUCCCAUUUGCUGCAUUUUGGGGCACGUCGACACGGGUAAGACGAAGUUGCUCGACAAGAUUCGGCAAACAAACGUGCAAGAGGGCGAAGCUGGAGGCAUUACACAGCAAAUUGGAGCCACGUACUUCCCAGUAGAAGCAAUCAAGACUAAGACCGCUGUCAUGAAUAAAGACGGGACGCAAGAGUAUAAAAUUCCAGGUUUACUCGUGAUCGAUACCCCUGGUCACGAAUCGUUCACCAAUUUGAGGUCUCGUGGAAGUUCACUAUGUAAUAUCGCCAUCCUGGUCGUCGACAUCAUGCACGGCCUGGAAGCCCAGACGCUCGAAUCCUUGCGCCUUCUGCGCGAUCGUAAAACACCUUUCAUCGUCGCCCUAAACAAGAUCGAUCGUAUGUAUGGGUGGAAAGCAAUACCCGAUAAUUCCUUUGUCGAUUCGUUGGCACAGCAGGCCCGUUCUGUUCAGCGUGAGUUCGAAGACCGCCUGCAGAAGACUAUUCUGGCCUUCGCCGAGGAAGGCUUGAACGCGGUGCUCUACUACGAGAACAAGAACUUCGCGCGCAAUGUAUCGCUCGUGCCUACGUCAGCCAUCACUGGGGAAGGUGUACCAGACAUGAUUAUGUUGCUCGUUAACCUCACGCAGCAACGCAUGAGCGAUCGACUUAUGUACUUGUCCGAGCUCGAGUGCACCGUGCUCGAAGUCAAGGUCGUCGAAGGCCUGGGCACCACAAUCGAUGUCGUGCUUUCCAACGGUAUCCUGCACGAAGGAGAUAGAAUCGUGGUCUGUGGCUUGAACGGGCCGAUCGUCACUCAAAUCCGUGCCCUUCUGACACCGCAACCACUCAGAGAACUCCGUAUAAAGUCCGCGUACGUCCAUCACAAGGAGGUUAAGGCGGCUUUGGGUGUCAAGAUUACCGCCCCUGAUCUGGAAAAAGCCAUUGCCGGGUCACGACUCCUGGUUUGUGGUCCAGACGACGAUGAAGAUGAUCUUCGAGACGAAGUCAUGUCGGACCUCACCACCCUGUUGAACAACAUCGAUAAGUCUGGUAGAGGCGUCUGUGUACAGGCCAGUACUCUUGGUUCACUCGAGGCGCUCUUGGACUUCCUCAAUGUCAGCAAGAUUCCCGUCUCGGGGAUUAACAUUGGGCCUGUGCACAAGAAGGACAUUAUGCGUGCGGGCACGAUGCUCGAAAAGGCCAAGGAGUUGGCUGUCAUCCUCGCUUUCGAUGUCCCCGUAGACAAAGACGCUGAACGUCUUGCCGAGGAAAUGGGCAUCAAGAUCUUCAAAGCUGAUAUUAUCUACCAUCUCUUCGAUGCCUUCACGGCGUACAAUGCUGAAAUCAUAGAAGCAAAGAGACGUGAUGCCGCCCCUCAGGCAGUCUGGCCAUGCCGGUUAAAGAUUAUCGCCGCUUUCUGUAAACGUGAUCCUAUCAUCCUAGGCGUUGAUAUUCUCGACGGUUCUCUUCGCGUCGGCACACCAAUUGCUGUCGUCAAGGUCGAUCCAGUGACUCAGAAAAAGGAAAUCCACGAGCUCGGCAAAAUCACGUCACUGGAGAUUAACCAUAAGAAUCAAGACAUUGUCAAAAAGUCGCAAGCAGGUGGAGGAGUUGCCGUGAAGAUCGAGCACGCGGUGUACCAAUCGGCAAAGAUGUUCGGGCGGCAUUUCGAUGACAAAGAUGAACUUUAUAGUCGGAUCACCCGUCAAAGCAUUGACGUUCUCAAAGAAUCUUUCAAGGCUGACGUUUCUAACGAGGAAUGGAUGCUAAUAAAGGCUCUAAAACCAGUACGUAAAUGUCGUUCGUUUCGAAAGAAUGCGUACCAAACUAUUUCACAGCGCUUCGGGAUCCCGUAA
This is a messenger RNA of Pleurotus ostreatus (oyster mushroom), 3459 nucleotides long. RefSeq lists its product as uncharacterized. The record is from RefSeq and is a predicted model, not a curated record. Bases 1 to 3459 code for a protein of 1152 amino acids. The transcript is spliced from 17 exons. NCBI's taxonomy places the organism in Eukaryota, Fungi, Basidiomycota, Agaricomycetes, Agaricales, Pleurotaceae. Gene Ontology annotation, molecular function: translation initiation factor activity; GTPase activity; GTP binding.